UUAAGAAAAAACAUACAUAUUUAAUAUUUACACGUGACAAUAUGUUAUCUUUUUUAUUAUAUUAUGAUGGAUAAAAAUAUCGACAUUGAAGAAUUAAAAAAUGAUAUAAGAAGACUUCGAAAAGAACUACUUUUUAAGGAACAGUUACUUCAAGAAAAAUUGUUGGAAAAGGACCGUACCAGUGUAUAUAAUGAUCAGCUUACCACUAGUGAAAUUAUUCAGUACAGUCGGCAAAUGAUAAUGCCAGAAAUGAGUUUAAAAGGGCAAACGGCAUUGAAACAUAGUAAAGUUCUUAUAGUAGGAGCAGGAGGUUUAGGAUGUCCUGCUGCUAUGUAUUUAGUCCGUGCAGGAAUAGGUGAAAUAACAAUAAUUGAUUACGAUGAAGUUGAACUAUCCAACUUACAUAGACAAAUUUUAUAUACAGAAUUUGAUAUCGGCACUGCAAAGGUACAGUCUGCGUAUAAUAUAUUAAAAAGGGUAAAUAACCAUGUUAAAAUAAUCCCAUUGUGCCUUCAUGUAAAUAGAGAUACAAUAAAAGAAAUUGUCGUUCGAAAUAGGUACAAUGUUGUAAUAGACGGAAGUGAUAAUGUGGCAACAAGAUAUCUCUUAAAUGAUGUGUGCGUCAUGAAUGAUAUUCCUCUUGUAUCAGGUAGUGCUUUACAAAUGGAAGGUCAACUUACUGUGUAUCAUUACAAAGAUGGACCCUGUUAUCGUUGUUUGUUCCCGGUUCCCCCACCACCUGAAACCGUAACGAGUUGUGGGGAUGGCGGUGUUUUGGGACCAAUUCCUGGAGUAGUGGGUGUUCUUCAAGCGUUAGAAACAAUAAAACUUCUUAUAAAUUUACCAGGUGUGCUUUCUAGCCGUUUAUUGCUGAUAGAUGGGUCAAGUGCAACAUUUCGAAGUGUAAAACUUAGGUCAAGGAACCCUGGCUGUGCAGUAUGUGGUGACCAACCCACUAUAACAUCUUUGAUAGACUAUGAGCAAUUCUGUGGAUCUAAGGGUUAUGACAAGACGGAUAAUAUAGAUAUUUUGGAGCCAGAGGAAACGAUCGAUGUUGAGGAAUUUGCUAGAGUAAGCAAAUAUAAUAUUGUACUGGAUGUUCGACCAGUAGAGGAGUACCAUAUGUGCUAUUUACCUACCACCAUAAAUUUUCCAUUUACUAGGAUGCAGAGAGACGAUUGGGUUGAGGAAAUUAAGAGAUUGUUUCAGCGGUGCAGCUCACCGAACUUGGAAAAAGUAUACGUUUUAUGUAGAAGAGGAAAUGAUUCGCAGAGAGCCGUUUGUCAUUUUAAAGAGAAGUUGAAAGAUACUGGCAUUCAGUUUUACAAUGUUAAAGGAGGACUCUAUGCUUAUGCCAAGAAAGUAGAUCCAAGUUUUCCAAUAUAUUAAUUUUUUACAAACGUAGUAAGGUCGAUUACUGAAAUGACUUUCUGUACUUUUGAUUUGAGUUUUGUUUUAGUAAGUAUUUGUUUAUUAUCUUAAGAUGGUUAAGUUUGUUUACUCCUUUAUUUUCUACUCUUUA
This is a messenger RNA of Anoplophora glabripennis (Asian longhorned beetle), 1522 nucleotides long. RefSeq names its product adenylyltransferase and sulfurtransferase MOCS3 (gene Uba4). Lineage: Eukaryota; Metazoa; Arthropoda; Insecta; Coleoptera; Cerambycidae. Gene Ontology annotation, cellular component: cytoplasm; cytosol. Gene Ontology annotation, molecular function: adenylyltransferase activity; URM1 activating enzyme activity; thiosulfate-cyanide sulfurtransferase activity. The coding region runs from base 64 to 1389 and encodes 441 amino acids. Gene Ontology annotation, biological process: protein urmylation; tRNA wobble position uridine thiolation. The transcript is spliced from 7 exons. The record is from RefSeq and is a predicted model, not a curated record.